Messenger RNA from Rhinichthys klamathensis goyatoka, 4416 nucleotides. It is a transcript of the gene kifc3, whose product is annotated as kinesin family member C3. Gene Ontology annotation, biological process: microtubule-based movement. The transcript is spliced from 23 exons. Lineage: Eukaryota; Metazoa; Chordata; Actinopteri; Cypriniformes; Leuciscidae. Gene Ontology annotation, molecular function: ATP binding; microtubule binding; microtubule motor activity. The record is from RefSeq and is a predicted model, not a curated record. The coding region runs from base 197 to 3466 and encodes 1089 amino acids.
CAAAGACUCACCAUUACACAUGCACAGCGCAGUAGAGCUGAUAUCACGACUGUAACUUCAACCAGAAGAUAGUGUUCUGUGCCGGCACUGACCCUGAAACGAGAUCAGCCGGAAUGUCUUUUACAGGUUACUCCAUCUCUGUCUCUGACUGAACGUUUUGGCGGACCGGUUCGUGACGCUUUUAGUCAGCACCACCAUGUAUGUGCUGUGCACCCUGGUGUUUCUGUCUCUACAUAGCCUGUUUAGGAGACCCAGGGACCUGGAAUCCUCUGAACCCAAGGCGAGUGAGGGCCCUGAGCAGCACAGACAGGAUUUAGCCAAACUGAGACGCAAGAAGAGGAACAAGCACCCCUCGCCUGGAAGUUCUGGAGCAUUAGAGACCUCAAGAGUCCUUAGACAGCAUGACUUUGAAAGAUGCCUGGAUGGACCCUGCAGAGCAAGUAAAAGAAGAUCUUUUCACCUGGAUAAUGUGCACGAGAGGAGGAAGAGAGGACAGCCGGUCCAGCGGAGUGGUCUGCUCGGCCCUGCGGUCAUGUACAGCACACGAAAGACCUGGGACGUCAGCCACACACCCUGCCUGCAGGAGCUCUGGAACAAAGACCUGUCAUUGGAUGCGAGUUCCCUGGAUAUCCUGAUGAGUGAUGGUGAGGAGGAGAGCUCCUUCCUCUCGUUACCCAAUUCUGUCCUUCAACGCCACUGUUUGACCUCUGACCUCGCUGAAACGGCAACCUCAGAACAGCAGCAGUUGCUGAUACAGACGCUGCAAGAGAGAGUUUGUGAGUUCCAGGCACGCUUGCGCAACGAAGACGCAGCGAAACAACUCCUGCUACAGCGACUGCAGACACACGACCAUCAGCUCAACCACGACAACCACCAUUACGAGGAACAUUCAUCCUUUAACCAAGAACCUCAAGAGCAGCUCAGACUGAACGGCGUCCAGCUCAACCAAGCUGUGUCCCCUACAGGUGCGAGGAACUCUAGUGCUUUGACACAAAGGCCUCUGGAUUUUCCCAGCACUGUACAAGUGAGUAAAAUUCACUCACAGGAGCAACUGCAAAAAGACGAGGGAGAACAACUCGCUCUCAUUACAGGGCUGCGCACACAGGUCAAGGAGCUGGAGGAGAAACUAGUGGAUCAGACACAGGAGGUGGAGAGACUGCGCUCUGAGCUGGGGGCGACAGAUCUGGAGAAACAGCUCGAGGUGCUGGAGAGUGAAAACCAGCGUCUCAAACAGGAGCUGAGGGCCAGUCACACUCAGACCAGCUGCUCUACUGCCCACUGCCCGCACAGCCAGGAUGUGGAGGCCCUGCGUGGAGAGCUGUGUCGUAAGGGCGAGGAGUGUCGCGAGCGAGAGCGGCGACUGGCUGCGCUGGAGCAGCAGGUGCAGGAGAGGACGGGUGUAGUAGUUCAGCUGCAGGAGCAGUUGGAGGAGGCCGCGCACCACAGACGGCAGCUCCAGAAGCAGCUGGAAGAGGCGUCAUGCCACAGGAGCCAGAGCGAGGAUCAGCUGACCUCUCGGCUUCGUGACGCUGAGGAAGCUCUGUCUCUCCAGGCUGCACAGCCGCUGCAGGUCAAGUAUGUGACCAAGACGGUUGAAGUGGAGUCGGCUCAGUGUAAGCAGGCUUUAAUGGAGGCUCAGGCCCGUAACCAGACGCUGCAGGAGCAGCUGUGUGUGCAGAGACAGCUCCUCAGAGAGCUCGAACAGCAGCUCCACGAGUCCCAGAGAACCAGCGGGCAGCUCCGCCAGCAGCUGAGGAUGGACCGCGGCCGUCUAUAUGGUCUGCUCUCCAAGGCGGUGGGUGGGGGUAACACAGAGGUCACCCACAGGCUCUCCAAGAUCCUGGUGUAUGAGGGUGAGAUGGAGAGAGCUCAGGGCCAGCUGGAGGCAGAGAUGCAGACUCUGGAGGAGGAGAAGAACAGAGUGAUCGAAGAUGCUUUCAUCAGAGCGGAGAGUGAGAUGAAGGCCGUCCAUGAGAACCUAGCAGGUGUGCGGAUGAACCUCCUGACCCUGCAGCCGGCCCUGAGAACCCUCACCUGUGAUUACAACUGUCUGAAGAGACAGGUGCAGGACUUCCCUUACAUGCUGGAGAAAGCCAUCACUGAGGCCAAGCAGGAGAUCUGUCAGGUGAUUGGAGAGGUGAGCAGUGCAAACCAAGAACUGCUGCGGAAAUAUAAGCGGGAGAUGAACCUGAGGAAGAAAUGCCACAAUGAACUGGUGCGCCUCAAAGGAAACAUUCGUGUGUUGUGUCGCGUACGCCCCGUGUGUGCUGGAGAAACAGAUGCUGCUGACACCAAAAACCUAGUGACCUUUGACCCUGAUGAUGAUGCAGUUCUCUACUUAUCCAAUAAGGGGAAGCUCAUGACCUUUGAAAUUGACAAAGUCUUUCCCACUCAGGCCACUCAGGAGGAGGUGUUCCAGGAAGUCCAGUCUUUGGUCACUUCCUGUAUUGAUGGCUUUAACAUAUGCAUCUUUGCUUACGGGCAAACCGGCUCUGGAAAGACCUACACUAUGGAGGGGGUCCCUGAGGACCCUGGCAUUAACCAGCGUGCUCUGCGGCUGCUCUUCUCUGAAGUGUCUGAGAAAAAGCCUGACUGGGACUAUAAGAUCACUGUCAGCAUGGUGGAAAUCUACAAUGAGACGCUUCGAAACCUGUUGGGUGACAAUCCCAAUGAGAAGCUGGAUAUAAAGAUGUGUCCAGAUGGCAGUGGACAGCUGUAUGUGCCAGGACUCACAGAGUUCACAGUGGAGAGCGUGGAGGACAUUAACAAGGUGUUCGACCUGGGUCACAUGAACAGGGCAACAGCAUGCACUAAUCUAAACGAACACAGCUCUCGCUCUCAUGCCCUCCUUAUCGUCACAGUGGCGGGUUUCAACUCUUCAACGGGCCACCGCACCUCAGGUAAGCUAAAUCUGGUGGAUCUGGCCGGUUCAGAACGGAUUGCCAAAUCCGGCGCCGAGGGCAGUCGUCUGCGUGAGGCUCAGUGUAUCAACAAAUCACUGUCGGCGCUGGGUGAUGUCAUCAACGCCCUGCGCUCCAAACACUCGCACGUGCCCUUCAGGAACUCCCGCCUCACGUACCUUCUGCAGGACUCGCUCAGCGGAGACAGCAAGACCCUCAUGAUGGUGCAGGUGUCUCCUCUAGAGAGUAACGUCAGCGAGUCGGUGUGCUCUCUGAAGUUUGCUCAGCGUGUUCGGACCGUUGAGAUCGGCCCCUCGUCUUCCUCACGCCGCCAAGCAGAGAACUCCUCGACAUCCUCCUCACCAACUCAUGACAGCGUGGAGCUGGACUCUCCUCCCGUGACCCCUGUGCCCCUCCCCAUCUCAAGGGCCAGCAGCGCAGGUUCAACCCUCUCCUCCACUUCUAAAACCCCCAGCACCCGACGCAGGUCCCACAGUCAGCUGUCCGCAGAUAGUCAGGUAGACAGAAGCAGCCCAUUGGUUGGGGACGGUGGGCAGGACGAAUGAAGAUGACAGCGUGAGGAACCGCUGAGAGCUGCCGUCCAUCCGCCAAACCUCUCGACCAAUCAGCUCCUUUCAUUGAAUGAACCAAUGAAAGACCUGCUUUUCCUUGCUUGCUGGCAGGGGAGGAGCUUAACCGGCGAAUCAGGGUUCAUGUUGGGAACUGUGACUUCUGAUUGGAACGUCUGAUGUAAUUUUAAGAUGACGAUACAUGAUUGAAGAUGACGACCUCUCCCGCUGACCUCUCCACAACGCCUGCUGCCUCAAGACGAGAAGACCCUUCCGUUGUGGCAAAGUGUUUCUGGGCAAUAAUGCACUUUAUUCUAGUCUAGGCUGUCAUUUGUAAUGUUACGUAAAUGCGAUUGAUUUCUAGAAGCUUGAAUGUACGUGUAUGUAUAUAUUCAUUUGUCUAAGCAAGAUUUACAUUUUUAUUCCUUGAUCUUGAAGAGAUCUUGCUGCUUUUUUUUUUUUUUUUUUGAUCUUUUUUCCCCCCUGCAAGAACAAGUCAAACUUUCACACCUGAUAAGCUUUGAACAAUUCUGUGUUUAAUAGUGGCAAUAAGAAAUCAUGCAAAUGCAAAGUUUGGUCUCUUAGUAGCAUUUUGUCUUUUUGUAUAUAGAAACUUGAAGGCCAUUCAAAGCCCAGACUGUCUUCCUGAUCUAUGCAUGUGUUCAGAGUGGGCGCUCAUUCAUUUUAGGACAAUCAUUAACAGUUUUUGUGCAGUGAAGUCAAACCGUGGCGCUAUACAGUGUUUGCUGAACAGGACGAGGAUUAGAUAUGUACAUAGACAUGACUCCACACUGAGCGAACAGAAUGUCCUCAGUGGACGAACAUUUCUCUUCAACUUUUUCUGGGGUCUUGCUUGCUUGUAUUCACAUUGGUGUAUGUUUGUAUGCAGUUUUGUUUUUGUACACUGUUUUUAAUAAAUGCUCCAAACCAUCUUUUGGGAGAAAUUA